This is a messenger RNA of Knipowitschia caucasica, 2964 nucleotides long. NCBI's taxonomy places the organism in Eukaryota, Metazoa, Chordata, Actinopteri, Gobiiformes, Gobiidae. The record is from the annotation of a GenBank genome assembly.
AUGGACGAUGAGUUUGAGCGUCGCAUGGAGCUGAGGAGACAGAGGAGGGAGCAGCAGCGACAGGAGUCUGACAAGGUGGGAGCUGCAAAUGAAGAUGAGGAGGAAGAAGCUCGUGAGCAAAGGAGACGUGCCAGAGAAGAGAGGAAAAAAAUGAGAGAUGCAGAAGAGACUGUGGCUAGUGACCAAGUCAUGGACGGGAACAAUGUGGCAGAGACAAACAGCAGCUCUACCCCGAGCUCUGGACUGGAAGAUGACCAGGCUUUACUUGAACGUUUGGCCUUGAGAGAGGAGCGCAGGCAGCAGAGGAUGAGGGAUGCUAUGGAGAGACAGAAGUCUCUGGAGCUGGAACAGACUUCUCCUGUUACCAACGGCGACGGGACAGACCAUAAACCAGAGGAAGAGCAGGCCGCUGUCUCAUCAGAGGCCCGGGCUGAGGAAGAGGAGGCACAAGAGGGACCAGCCCAGGAGGAAGAGGCACUGAGCUCCACACAAGAGAAAGAGCCAAAAACUGUGGAAGAGAUAAGUGCAGCGGUGAAUAAGGAGGAUGAAGAGGAACACCUUCAGUCUCAGUCUGAAGAAGCAGAGGAGGAAGAGGAGGAAGUGGAGAAGGAGGAGGAGGAGGAGAAUGGAGGACAGACAGAGGAAACUCAGCAGGACUCGGAGGGAGAGCAGGAGGAGGAGCCAGAAACAGGAGAGGAAGAGGAGCGAGGAAGACAAGAGGAAGACGAAGAAAGACAGAAACAAGAGCACAAGAGACAAGAGGAAGAACAAAGAGAGGAAGAAGAGAGGAGGAGGAGAGAGGAGGAAGAACGAAUGAGAGAAGAGCGGUUAAAACUGCAAGAAGAGGACAGGAAGAAGAAGGAGGAGGAGGACAAUCUCAGACGUGAAGAGGAGAAGAGGAGGAAGAGAGAGGAGGAGGAGGAGCGGCAGAGGAUAGAGCAAGAGGAGAGGAGGAAGAAGGAGGAAGAGGAGGAGAAGCGGAAACAACAAGAGGUGGAAAAAAGAAGGAAAAAGGAGGAAGAGGAGGAGAAGCGGAAACAACAGGAGGAGGAGGAGGAGAAGAAGAGGAAAAAGGAGGAAGAGGAGAAAAAGAGGAAAAAGGAGCAAGAGGAGAGGAAGAGGAGGGAUGAGGAAGAGAAGAAAAAGAGAGAAGUAGAGGAAAGGAAAAAGGAGGAAGAGGAGAGGAGGAAGAAAGAGGAGGAAGAAAAAGCGAAGAAAUUUGGACUCAAAGAAAAGAAUGAACCAAAAAAGCUUCUAUCGCCCUUUGAGAAUAAACUUAAGAAAACAGAAAAGCCCAGUUUCAGAGAAAAUAUAUCAUCCCCAUCGUCAGAGGACUCAAAGAAGAAGGAGGCAGAGAGGAAGCUGCAGGAGCUGAAACAGAAACGAAACGAAGCCGAGAGCGAAGAGAUUGAGAAGCUGAAGCAGAAGCAGCAGGGAGCAGAGGCCGAGCUGGAGGAGCUGAAGAAGAAGAGGGAGGAGAGGAGGAGGAUUCUGGAGGAGGAGGAGAGGCAAAAGAAACAAGAGCUGGAGGAAAAGAAAGCCAAAGAACAGGAGGAGAGGAAGAGGAUGAAGGAGGAAAUUGAGAAACGAAGAGCAGAAGCAGCUGAGAAAAAGAAACAGUUGGAAGAGGACAAAGAGACAAAUAAACCUGCCUUUGCGAUCAGCCCUAAAGGCUCCUCAAAGAUUGGGGCGAAGGCAGAAUUCUUGAACAAAUCAGCCCAGAAAACCACACCAAGCAGAGUCUCUCAUACCCCCAUUGUCUCCAGGAUUGGCAGUCGGCUGGAACAGUUCAAUUCUGCUGUACAAGUCAGAGUUUACUUGGGCCAGAAAGAGGUGAAACCCACUGUGACAGACAUUCCAACAGGAGGAGCUCGAAACCUCAAGAACAUGUGGGAAAAGGGCAACAUGGGUGGAAACGGUGGCGAAAGUCCAGCUCCUGCUAAUAAAGAAAUCCCUGUAAACAAAGUAAACGUGCCGGGGCGUCUGUCCAAUCGGAUGUCCAAACCAGUUGAGCCAGAGAAGACAGCGCCACCUACUGAAGAAGUGACAGCUCCUUCUCCAGCACAGAAAACACCAGCAAAGCCCGCAGAAGUAAAACCAAGUGAGAGUGCCAGCAAACGUGGCAUGUGGGAACCCAAGAAAACCUCAACGCCUGGCAAGUUGGGAGGAGGAGUCAAGAGGUGUAGCUCCAACAAUAGACUCCCUUUGACAGACCAAUCUGAAACCUCCUCACAACCCAUUCGACACAAAAUGUAUGACGUAGACGGCGGCGCGGUGGAGGAGGAUGAAGAAGUUCAGGAGGGUGAAGAUGAUUCAAAACCGAAGCCAAAAUUUAUGGCAAACCUCUCUGUCCCCAAGAUGCCAGAUGGAGACAAAGUGGAUUUUGAUGACAUCCACCGGAAACGUCAGGAGAAAGACCUGUCGGAGCUGCAGUCUCUCAUUGAGGCUCACUUUGUCCAGAGAAAGAAGGAGGAGGAGGAGCUCAUUACCCUCGUCAACAGGAUUGAGAAGCGUCGGGCAGAAAGAGCAGAGCAGCUAAGGAUUCGAGCUGAGAAAGAGAAGGAGAGGCAGACCAGACUAGCAGUGGAGAGAGAGCGCAGGGAGCAAGAGGAACAUCGUAAAAAACAAGAUGAAGAUGCCAAAAAGAAGAAAGUCCUAACCAACAUGGGACCAAAGGCUGACAAUAGAAAAGGAGCGAAGAAGCAGACAGCGAGAGAAAUGAAAAAGAAAAUUCUGGCUGAGCGCAAGACCCCUCUCAACAUCGACCAUCUCAACGAGGACAAACUCAAGGAGAAAGCCAAUGCUCUGUGGAACUCGCUGAUGGGACUUGAGUCCGAGAAAUUUGAUCUGUCAGAAAAACUCAAACGACAGAAAUAUGAUAUCAACCUGCUACUGGCACGAGUCAACGAUCAUCAGAACGCCAAAGGUCGUGGCAAAGGGAAGAUGAGUGGACGUUUGAGGUGA